This is a messenger RNA of Closterium sp. NIES-65, 858 nucleotides long. Lineage: Eukaryota; Viridiplantae; Streptophyta; Zygnematophyceae; Desmidiales; Closteriaceae. The record is from the annotation of a GenBank genome assembly.
AUGUCGGUGCGGGUAGGAAAGGGCGGCGCGGUGGGCCAGGAUGGGACGGCGAACGGGAAGCGGCAGGAGAUGCUGCAUCAGCUGCAGCCGCAGGGAGUCACAGCAGCAGGAAAGAAGCCGCCUCGCCGCGGCGGCACCGCCCCUCGCCCUAUCGGCAUUUCGCCGCAUUGGCCCGCGAAGCGCAAGAAGAAGUGCGGGCGGCGGUGCGGCGUGAUGAAUCGCCCCAUCGCCAUCUACCUGCUGUGGUACGGCGUGUUCUCCGACGCGCAGAAGGCGCUCGUGCGCGCCCUCAUCGCGUCGCUCAACCCGUCCGCCGAUGCUGCUCUCACUGUCCCACUCUGGUGGAACAUCAACCGCCUCUACUACGAUCGAGACAUGAACUACAUUUCAGGGAAUGUGACUGUAAGGGGCGAGGUGGAGGACACGGGGUAUUCCCAAGGGACCAUGCUGAGGGACUCCGCUGUGGAUACGAUCAUCCGUAACGCGGUUACCAGCAAGCAACUGCCGUUUGACAAGGACGGGGUGUACUUCGUGCUUUCAGACGAGACUGUCGAUCAGGUGUCAGAUGGGCUCGCCUUCUGCUCGGAUUACUGCGGUUGGCAUUGGUACACCAAGGUGCCGGGGCAGGGCCUGCUCGUGUCCUCUUGGGUUGGCAACGCCGGCUCCAAGUGUCGCUCCAGCUGUAUUGUCUCGCAGCUCUUCAGCGGCCCCGGCCACUCUCCCAACGGGGACGUGGGCAUGGAUGGGCUGCUGUCUGUGUUCGCCCAUGAGCUUGCAGAGGCCACCUCCGACCCGUUCAUGUCGGCGUGGUUCGACAGUGAUGGCGAGGAGAACGCCGACAAGUGCGCCUGGGAGUAA